AUGGGUGGUGUUAAAGCUGUUAGGAUUGCUGUCGAUAAGUACAAGAUGGCUACUGGUCACAAUAUUGCUAUUCUUAAAAAUGACAAAACUCGUUUUACUGCAAAGUGCGAAGAAGAUGGUUGUGCUUGGAGGAUUCAUUUUUGCCCUGUGAAUGGUGAUACUUCUCGGUUCGUGCUGAAAGAUUCUAACGCUCACAGCUUAAAACCCAGACAGAUCAUGUCACUUUUCAAGAAAACUUAUGGGUCCAAUAUUAAGUAUCACCAUGCCCGUAGAGGGAAAGAAGCUGUAUUUGAAGAACAGUAUGGCGAUGACGAGAAGUCGUAUAGCGAUUUUACUUGGUAUGUCAAAGCAAUUGAAAAAACUAAUCCCGAUAGCUAUGUGAAGUUUGAAGUUGAGGAUGGAACCAGUAGAUUUCAUAGGAUAUUCGUUUGUUACGGUGCUUGCAAGCAUAACUAUAGGUAUCUCAGGCCCAUGAUUUACUUGGACGCUACUUUCCUUACUGGUAGAUACAAGGGUACUCUUAUGGCUGCAACAUGUAUCAACGGAAACAAUGAGUUUUACCCAUUUGCUUUUACUAUUGGCAUUCCAAAAUAUUCUCCUAAUUCACAUCACAGCUAUUUCUUUUACCACAUCAAAUGCAAUCUCCCCAUUGGAUCAGGUGAUGCGAAUUCGAAUCCCGUUCUUGAUUUGUUUUACAAAGAUGCGUACUCUUACACACCAGCAAACUUUGAAGAAGCUUUGAGGGGAAUGCAUGCAAUUGGAGCUGGACAUGUUGCUAACUAUAUCAGGACUAUUCCAAAGGAGAAAUGGGCAAAUGCGUUUUUCCCUAUAUGCAGAUAUGGUGCUCACUCUUCAACUCUUGCCGAGUCUUUUAACAACUGGGUUCUUCCUUUCAAAAAGUUGCCUUGUUUUGUUCUUCUCGAUGCGAUAUGUUUGAAGGUUAUGGAGAAAAUGUCUCAGAGAAGGAUACUAGGUAUGGAAACAUUCAACACUAGGAUCACUCCUGAAUAUGAGGCUUUGCUAAAGGAAAACAUCGACAUUGGUCGUACUUGGACUGUUGUUCAGUCCAUGGAAAGAUUGUAUGAAGUCGGGUCUCCCCGGACUCAUUCUGUAGAUCUAUUGCAGAAAACUUGUACAUGUCACAGGUGGCGAGUGAAUGGUUUUCCUUGUGCGCAUGCUUGUGCUGCCAUUCAAGAUACUAGAGAAGACAUCUAUUCAUUUGUUGAGCCAUACUUCACCACCGAAUGGUACAACAUGACAUACCAGGAGAUCAUCUUGCCAAUCCCCAAUUAUGACAAGCCGCAGUCUUAUGAUCCUAGUGAUAGGGUUAUUGUUCCUAUUCCUGUUCCUCCACCGGGUAGACGAAGAACACAGCGCUUCAAUAAUGCAUAUGAGAAGCAAAAGAGGAAAAUGAUGUGCACAAAGUGCUUCACUCUUGGUCACCAUAACAGAGCUGCCUACCCCAUGCUUUGA
Messenger RNA from Papaver somniferum (opium poppy), 1473 nucleotides. RefSeq lists its product as uncharacterized. Gene Ontology annotation, molecular function: zinc ion binding. Bases 1 to 1473 code for a protein of 490 amino acids. Lineage: Eukaryota; Viridiplantae; Streptophyta; Magnoliopsida; Ranunculales; Papaveraceae. The record is from RefSeq and is a predicted model, not a curated record. The transcript is spliced from 4 exons.